Messenger RNA from Cebus imitator (Panamanian white-faced capuchin), 1487 nucleotides. RefSeq names its product HIG1 hypoxia inducible domain family member 1A (gene HIGD1A). Lineage: Eukaryota; Metazoa; Chordata; Mammalia; Primates; Cebidae. Gene Ontology annotation, cellular component: mitochondrion. The transcript is spliced from 4 exons. The record is from RefSeq and is a predicted model, not a curated record. Bases 230 to 511 code for a protein of 93 amino acids. Gene Ontology annotation, biological process: negative regulation of apoptotic process; mitochondrial respirasome assembly.
CCGAAACCCAGGUCAAAUGCCCUAGCCAUAUCAUAGAUGAAAAAUGGAGAAAUAGAUUUUCUUCUGGUCUUCAUUUAUAUACAAGAAAGAGACGGUUAACCCCCUCCCUCCUGAAAGGAGAAAAAAACAAAAACAAAAACAAAAACUUUUGCUCCAUUGACCUGUUAGAGAAUUAGUCAACCAGAUAACCUCAUAGAAAAUUCUCAGGGAGAUUCUUCAAGCAACCACUAUGUCAGCAGACCCAGAUGUUUCCCUUUCUUCAUAUGAUGAAGAUCAGGGAUCCAAACUUAUUCGGAAAGUUAAAGAAGCACCAUUCGUCCCCAUUGGAAUGGCAGGUUUUGCAGCAAUUGUUGCAUAUGGGUUAUACAAAUUGAAGAGCAGGGGAAAUACUAAAAUGUCUGUUCAUCUGAUCCACGUGCGUGUGGCAGCCCAGGGCUUUGUUGUAGGAGCAAUGACUAUUGGUAUGGGCUAUUCCAUGUAUCGGGAAUACUGGGCAAAACCUAAGCCUUAGAAGAAGAGAUGCUGUCUUGGUCUCGUUGGAGGAGCUUACUUUAGUUAGACAUCUCUUUGUUGAAGUUACAUAUUGUUGAAAAUAAACUAAUUUGUAUGGGUUUAGAUGGUAAAAUGGCAUUUUGAAUAUUGGCUUUCUUUCUUGCAGGCUUGAUUUGCCUGGUGUGACCACAUUACUAGUGGCUAGUUUACUAACUAGGUCAUUCAAGGAAGUCAAGUUAACUUGAAAGAAACAUGUCACCUAAAUGCACUUGAUGAUGUUGAAAUGUCCACCUUCUUAAAUUGUUCAGCUGAACUUAGUUCUAAAGAAGAUAACAGGCCAACCCUGAAGUACUCCCUGUUUGCUGCAGAAUCUCAGAUGCUUUGGAUGUUAUAUGAGAGUCCUAUUUGCCCCAGUCAAUUUAACUUUUUUCUGCCUGUUUUGUGGACAGGCUGGCCCUUUUAGAACUCUGUCCAAAAAGUUCAUGGAAUAUAACUUGUAAAGCUUCCCACAACUAACAAUAUGUGUAUGUGCAUGUGUUUAAACCAAAUGUAGAAAGUUUACAGUAGAGCUGCAUGAUAGUAGUAUUUAUUAAAGAAUCUCAGUUGUAAACAUGAGAAUAAUUUAUGGAUUCUAGUUUAGUUCUUGUGUAACUGCGAAUUAUAUUUUUGCUGCUGUUAUAUUAGAAUAAAUUUUAAAUAUCAUCUUGAAAUAGAAAUAUGUAUUUUUAGCACUCACAGCAAAGGUAAAUGAACACUUUUUAAAUGUGUGCAUUGCAUAUUUUUUCCAUAAUAAUUGUAAACAUUAAACUCAACAAAUGACCUAUAAUGGAUUUGAUUAAUGACUUAAGAGCAGGCUGGUUUGGCCAGACAGUAUACCCAAACUUUUAUAUAGUACAGAAUGCUAUUACACUUGUGAAGUUCUCUUGUCUAAACUGAAUUUACAUUCCGUCAUGAUAACAUGGCAUAUGUGUUGUUAUUAAAGUAAGCGACCCAUG